This is a messenger RNA of Salvia hispanica, 1512 nucleotides long. RefSeq names its product salviol synthase-like. Lineage: Eukaryota; Viridiplantae; Streptophyta; Magnoliopsida; Lamiales; Lamiaceae. Gene Ontology annotation, molecular function: oxidoreductase activity, acting on paired donors, with incorporation or reduction of molecular oxygen; iron ion binding; heme binding. The record is from RefSeq and is a predicted model, not a curated record.
AUGGAGUUUAACAUAGUAUCAACAAUCAUAGCUCUACUCUCCUUUUUAGUGUUUGUGUUCAUGUUUCUCAAAUCUCAAACAAUUUCAAAAUAUGCAAAGACUUACUCACAUAUCCCUGGUCCCAAAACCCUCCCUCUCAUCGGAAACCUCCACCUCAUGCUCCGCGCAGACUCGCCCCCACACAUGUUCCGACAACUUGCCGCCAAACACGGCCCGUUGAUGCAUCUCCAGCUCGGCGAAGUCCACUUCGUCAUCAUCUCCUCCGUCGACUUCGCCAAACAAGUCACGAGAACUCACGACAUCAACUUCGCCAACCGGCCCCCGGGGCUGAUGAUGGAGAAACUCACCUACAAUUACUCCGACAUCGUCACGGCCUCCUACGGGGACCAGUGGCGCCAUCUGCGGAGGAUCUGCACGCUCGAGUUCCUGAGCGCGAGGCGCGUGCAGUCCUUCCGCCGCAUAAGAGAGGAGGAGAGUUUGAGUCUUUGCAAACAGAUGGCUUCUUGUGAAGGAUCUCCGGCUGAUCUGUCGGGGAGCCUUUGCUUGAUGUCGUACGAUGUUACAACGAGGGUGGUGGUCGGGGCCAAGACGAGAGAACGGGGCACGGUGACCUCGAUAAUCCAAGAGAGCAUCCGGUUGGGGGCAGGAUUCAUGUUGGCCGAUCUCUAUCCAUCCAUCAAGUUGCUGCCGUUGAUCACCGGAGCCCGGUUCAAGGCCCAACGGAUGUAUCGAAAAUUAGACAAGCUGUUCGAUAGCAUCGUCGAGCAGCAUAAAGCUGCCGGUGAUGGUGGCGACUUGGAAGAUCUGGUGGAUGUUCUGCUCAGAAUUCAACAAGAUGGAACUGAAUUCCCUCUUACAACUGAUAAUAUUAAAGCAGUGGUUCUGAAUAUGUUCGUAGCUGGAACCGACACAGCAACUGUCACUAUGGAAUGGGCAAUGUCAGAGAUGAUGAGAAACCCUAGUGUCCUCAACAAGGCACAAAAAGAAGUAAGGAAGGUUUUUGACAACAAGGGAUACGUAGAUGAAGCCAGGUUUGAUGAGCUAAAAUACAUGAAAUUAAUCAUCAAAGAGACAUUGAGGUUGCACCCUGCAUUGCCGCUUUUAAUUCCCAGAAUGAACGUACAAAGAUGUGAAAUUGAUGGAUAUGAAAUCCCAGCAAAAACCAGUGUGAUAGUGAAUGCAUGGGCACUGGGAAGAGAUCCCAAGUAUUGGAACGAUGCAGAUAAGUUUAUACCAGAAAGAUUUGAGGAGAGUUCCGUUGAUUUCAAGGGGAAUAAUCUAGAAUACAUACCCUUCGGAGCAGGAAGGAGAAUGUGCCCUGGAAUGUCAUUCGGACUGGCAAACGUAGAGCUUCUGCUUGCUAUGCUUCUCUAUCAUUUUGAUUGGAAAAUGCCGUACGGGAAGAAACAAGAAGAUUUGGAUAUGACAGAGACCUUUGGAAGCGCUUUUAGAAGGAAACACCCUUUGCAUUUGGUUCCCAUCGUUAAACGACCUUUGCCUGCAAGUGCUUGA